GCAAUUUCGAGGCACUGAAUCAUAAUAAGAUUACGAUGUCGAGAUCCGAUACUGAUAUAUCUGCGAUGAUUUGUAGUCCAGAUUGCCCACCGCUAAUUUUUAACAACAUGACUAGUCAGUGGGAAUCAAGACAAUGGAAUAUAGAGCUGUUAUCUCAUCAAAUCACACAGAAGUUAUCUUGCAAGCUUUCUCCAAGGGAAAGUCAAAAUUUAUGGGAGACACAGUGUAUUCAUGAGGAUGUCACAUUGAAAGAAUUCUAUUCAUGGAUGCAAACAAAUGAUGAUAAAUCAAAUCCACUUUAUAAAUACCAACCGGAGGACUUCUCGUGUUACAUAGAUUAUAAAUAUAUGAAAGACAUUUCACCCAAAGAACAUCUUAAGGCAGUAGACUGGGAAGUGUUCGGAUUUCCAGGGCGGGACGGAACAGAAAGCACGAUCUGGAUUGGAACAGAAGGAUGUUAUACUAACUGUCACUAUGACACAUAUGGAUUUAAUCUGGUAGCACAAAUUCAAGGAAGGAAGCGCUGGAUUUUGUUUCCUCCCUGGGAGAGUUUCUAUCUUUAUCCCACAAGAAUUCCUUAUGAAGAGUCAAGUGUGUUCAGUGAAGUGAAUGUAAAAAAUCCAGAUUAUCAACAGCAUUCAGAAUUUAAGAAAGCCAAUCCCUACAUUGUGAUACUGGAGCCAGGACAGGUCCUGUACGUACCUCGUCAUUGGUGGCACUAUGUGGAGAGCCUUGAGGAUUCAAUCAGCAUCAACACGUGGAUUGAUACAGAAGAGGACUUAGAAAGCCGUGUAUCAGAGGCCAUUACAAGGUGCUUGUUUUCCACACUGUUAGGGGCUAGGGACCAGUUAAAGGAAGAUCACCAAGAGCACCAGUCAAAGAAAGAUCAUAAAGAGGAUAAUUGGAUAAACCCCGGCGAGGAAAUUCUGCCACUUGAUACAAAUAUUCAGCUCUUACAGUUGGCACUGACAAUGAAAUAUGGUGCAGAGGAGAAAGAUAAAAAUACUCAGAACAUGUUGUGUAAUGCUCUCAGAAACAUUCCAGUUCGAGGCAAUGACAGAUUUUACAGAAAGAAGAGAAAAUUUAGUGAAAAUCUGGAAACUUAUGAUAAAAGAGAAGCAGCCAAAAAUCUUAAAUCUGAACAAGAAGAAAAAUGUAAGCUUGAUAGGGGAGAUAAUUUAAAAGAAGAUUUAAAUGAAGAAUUGUGUUCUCAAGAUUUACUUACUAGUAGUGGACAUGAUUUUCCUUAUAUUGUUAUUGUUGAGAGUAAAAUCAAAGAAGAUGAAAGCAAAGAAAUUAAACCCUCCAAAAAUGGAAAGACAGACUUAAAAUCUAAGACUCCUGCAAACCUGUGCAAGUCAUUUGCUGAAAGGUGUAAAAAUGAAACUUAUUCUAAAGUGUUUGAAAGACUGGUCAAAAGUGUGCUGCAUCCACAUGUUAUACAAACAAUAUUAACACAGCUUAAUCAAUAAUAAACAACUCUAACAUUCAACUAAAA
Saccostrea echinata is the source of this 1498-nucleotide messenger RNA. RefSeq names its product HSPB1-associated protein 1 homolog. Gene Ontology annotation, molecular function: 2-oxoglutarate-dependent dioxygenase activity. Bases 36 to 1472 code for a protein of 478 amino acids. NCBI's taxonomy places the organism in Eukaryota, Metazoa, Mollusca, Bivalvia, Ostreida, Ostreidae. The transcript has 7 exons. The record is from RefSeq and is a predicted model, not a curated record.